This is a messenger RNA of Megalops cyprinoides (Indo-Pacific tarpon), 1970 nucleotides long. RefSeq names its product glycogenin 2 (gene gyg2). Gene Ontology annotation, cellular component: cytoplasm. Lineage: Eukaryota; Metazoa; Chordata; Actinopteri; Elopiformes; Megalopidae. The transcript has 10 exons. The record is from RefSeq and is a predicted model, not a curated record. Gene Ontology annotation, molecular function: glycosyltransferase activity. The coding region runs from base 99 to 1589 and encodes 496 amino acids.
GAGAUUUGGGACUACAGUACUUUUGAAAAUUCCACAGUUGUGCUUCUGUCAUACAGGGUACCUAGGUUUUGCUUUGUUCACCUUAAUCCUUAUUCUGUAUGCAUGAUAUAGCUUUGUGUGUAUCAGAUUUAGUUGACGGAAAGUUGUCUGUAGGACAGCAACAGCAUAGUUUUGGAAAUCAAGCAGACUUACAAGAAGUAGGUCUGCAUUUUUUUUAUCAGCUUUUCAGGUGGUUACAAAUCAUAUGUGGACAUGAUGGGCCCCAAAAAAAUAUAAUCUGCAGCUGUUGCUUUGCGUCAGUGUGCUGUUUUUCUGUUGAACAACAAUUGUGUCAACAUUUGAUAGCAUGCCAGGAAAUGAACUUGUCAAGAAGAGUAUAUUGUGGAAAGCAAUUAAUAUCAAGAGGGGGCACCAUACAGGGGAGGUCUCUCUAUUUUACACUUAAGAAAAUGAAGCUAGUCUACGAAUUAAGUUUAUUUAAUUUACAUUUACAGCACCAAGUGACAGACCAAGCUUUUGUGACCUUGGCCACCAACGAUGUGUACAGCCAGGGGGCACUAAAUGUGGGACAGUGUUUGCGCCGGCAUGGGACAUCCCGGCAGAUUGUGGCUUUGAUCACCCCACGUGUUUCCAACAGUGCACGAGCGGCUCUGGCUCGUGUGUUCCACCAGGUGAAGGAGGUGGAUGUCCUGCGCAGCUUGGACCAUGCGCACCUGAAAGCGAUGGGACGCCCCGAGCUGGGAGUCACCCUCACCAAGCUGCACUGCUGGACCCUCACGCAGUACUCCAAGUGUGUGUUCCUGGAUGCUGACACACUUGUGCUGUGUAACGUGGACGAGCUGUUUGAACGUGAAGAGCUCUCAGCUGCUCCUGAUCCUGGCUGGCCUGACUGUUUCAAUUCGGGCGUGUUUGUCUUCCGGCCAUCCCUGGAGACUCAUGACAGGCUGCUGCAUUGGGUGGGGGAGCAUGGUAGCUUUGACGGGGGAGACCAGGGGAUCUUAAACUCCUUCUUCAGUGACUGGGCCACACAAGACAUCACCAGGCACUUACCCUUCAUUUACAAUCUCAGCACCAGCACAGUGUAUUCCUACUUGCCAGCCUUUCGACAGUAUGGUCAAAAGGCCAAGAUUAUCCACUUCCUGGGUGCAGUCAAGCCAUGGCACUACAAAUACAACCAGCAGACUGGUGAUGUGUUUCUGGAAGAUGGCUCUCCUCCGAAUCCACAUUUGGGGAAGUUUCUGAACCAGUGGUGGGUGGAACACUGCACAUAUGUAAUUCCUUUGUUGGAGAAAGAGGAGUGUCAGGAAUCAGAGCAAGUCCAUCACAAGGAUCAAGCGGAAAGUGGUGAGGUGAAUUUAAACAAAGACCCACAACAUAAAUUGCACAAGGUCCAUUUGUCUCUGCACACGGACGAGGCCUUCACACCUACGGCACAAAGUGAAAUGGAGCACUGGGGCAAGACAUAUGAUACCCUCCGAUACAGUCACAUGCAGCCAACAGCUAUUUUUCACUCUGUAAAUCACAUAGUGCACCACAGUGGAGUGGGCACUCAUGAGAGGAUAGGCCCUACUCCACUGAUGUCACCCUGAAAACUCAAAGGUACCUGACAAAUUACUGAAAGCAGUGAGAUGCAGGGACUCUGGAUGAUCACCGCUCCAUCCCCAGUGUAACAAAACCAAUUUCUUCUGCCACUGUGGGGUCCCACUCAUCAAAUUGCAGGAUAAAUUAUAGGAGAAGCAAAUUUUGGUAACUGAAUUUCCCAAAAUUUAAAAACAAACAAACAAACAAAAACAUAUAGUUGUCUGGUUUAUAUUCUUUGGGAAUAAAUUACAAUUUCAAUGUCAACACAUCAUUUCAAUUUGCCUUGUUAUACUGUAUUAUGCUGCCAUUGCAGAGGACAUAUCCUGAAGACACGCCUCCUGUAGAUGAAAGCGGGACAUCUGAGUGGACACAGGAUCCCCCCUCAAACG